This is a messenger RNA of Drosophila simulans, 1779 nucleotides long. RefSeq lists its product as uncharacterized. The transcript has a single exon. NCBI's taxonomy places the organism in Eukaryota, Metazoa, Arthropoda, Insecta, Diptera, Drosophilidae. The record is from RefSeq and is a predicted model, not a curated record. Bases 1 to 1779 code for a protein of 592 amino acids.
AUGUCACUUAUAUUUAAUUUACUAUUUAUACUUCUUUUGAGCCAGGCUGUUAGCCAGGAAACUGAGUUCCCACAGCUAAAAUAUCUAAACAAACUGGUGCGUCUGAUGAUUAAACGGCAUAAAAUGGAAACACUUGUGAUUGUUAAGCAUCAUCUGGAUUACAAUUGCACUCUUCAAAACUGGAAUGUCCACGGAAUGGGAAUUAUAAGGACCAAUGAUCAGGGAAAAAUAAGAAUGAGGGAUACUUUCAACAGCCGUACAUUGGCUAUUAUAUGUAUUGGCGAAAAUUCACACAUCAGUCUAUUAAGAAGCGUAUUCGAAACUUUUGGUAAAGUGCGACAACAGAAAAUUAUACUGUGGACGCAAAUGGAACUUAAAGAGGAGUUUUUCCAGGAGAUUUCAAAGAAAUCAACAGACUUAAAACUAUUUGAUAUGUUAAUGUUGAACGUUGUAGCAAAAGACAAACUGCUAACCUAUCGUCUAAGUCCUUUCCCUUCUCCCCACUUCAAGCGAAUCAAAAAUAUUUGGACACCUAAUGACUAUGUCUAUAUGGAUACUAAGCUUAAUUUUCAUGGAAUGACGGCAGUUGUGAAGCACGAUUACAAUUUGACUAUCCAAAUGGGGAAUAUAAAGAAAUUUCCCAUUUCUCGAAUCGAAGACAAAGAAGUCUUUGAAUUCGCACUGAAAUAUAACCUUACUUUGCAGUUUUUCAAUGAUGUUGAUUGGUAUGAUAUCGAGCUAAGAAAACGCAUUAUACUAACAAAUAAUUCAACUCAGCCUAUAGACUAUGGAAUGCCAAUGAGUUUCCCGUCCUUAUUGAUUGUGGUUCCCUGCGGCCAUUAUUUAAGUAUACAAGAUGUCAUCAAAGUGUCUGGCAUUCAGAAAUGGAUUUUCUACAUUAUAUUAGUCUACGUAAUUUUUGUGUUGUUUGAGAUUACCUUCCUCAAGGUAUCCAUUUUGAUUUCCAGACAAUCGCACCACCAGAAGAUCCCCAAUUCGCUGGUGAAUCUAUGUGCGUUUAGAGCCAUUUUGGGUCUGCCAUUUCCGGAAACUCGAAGAUCGAGCCUUUCGCUCCGCCAACUCUUUUUGGCAAUUGUAUUGUUUGGAAUGAUUUUUAGCAUCUUUAUCAACUGCAAACUUAGUUCAAUGCUCACAAAACCAAGUGCCCGACCUCAGGUGAACAAUUUUGAAGAGUUGAAGACUAGUGAAUUGACUGUUGUUAUGGAUGAAGAUGCGGAGAAUUUUAUUGAAAAGGAGAUGGGUGUGGAUUUCAUUAGCCAAUAUAUGCCGAGAAAAGUUACCACGACAUUUACGGAAAGAGCCAAGUUACUGUUUUCCUUGGAAGCCAAUUACGCUUUUACAUUAUUUUCUGAAAGUUUUGCUAUUAUUGAAGGCUACCAGCGAUCCAAAGGACUGCGAGCCCACUGCACCUCAGAGGAUUUAAUCAUCGCCGAAAGGGUGCCGAGAAUCUAUAUUUUGGGAAAUAAUUCAAUACUGGACUGGCCGCUGAGCAGAUUUAUUGUGACAAUGCAGGAAUCUGGAAUUACCAAUCACUGGAUAAAGAACAUCCCAAGAGGCCUUGCUAGGAAUUUAAAGGAAAUCACUAUUCCCUAUGAUAGGGAACGGGUAGAUCCGCUUUCUAUUAAACACUUGACUUGGUUGUGGUGCAUACUUAUCCUGGGCUAUAGCAUUUCGAUGAUUGCCUUUCUUGUUGAAAUGUCACUUAAAAGGAUGAAGAGAAACCUCGAGAAUCGGGAACCUAGUGUGUGCACAUGUUAA